Molecule: messenger RNA, 1045 nt
Organism: Cotesia glomerata
Lineage: Eukaryota; Metazoa; Arthropoda; Insecta; Hymenoptera; Braconidae
Exons: 2
Coding region: 182-982 (266 amino acids)
Molecular function (GO): nucleic acid binding
Source: RefSeq, a predicted model, not a curated record
CAAAAGAGCACAUCGCAUCGUAUCAAGAAAAAUAAAUAAGUUUAUCACGUCCAAAACCAUUGAAGAUAGUAAAUCAUUAAAACAGCAAGCUGAGGAAUUCGUCAAUAAUGUAAAACAAAAAAUUAAAAUUUAUGAAUUAGCAAACGUAUAUAAUUCAGAUCAAAGUGGUUUUCAGUUGGAAAUGCAUUCCGGUCGAACUUUAGCUGUUGAAGGAGAGAAGCAAGUAGAAUGUCUUGUACAAUCUGUUACUUCUACUACUCAUAGUUACACAGUUCAACCAACUGUAUCCGCUGAUGGAAAGCUUUUAUCCCCACUUUUUUUGGUUCUAAAAGAACCAAGUGGUAAAUUUGGACCAAUAGUUGAAACAACACUUUUUAGACCUCAUAAUGUAUACAUAGAAGCAUCAAAAUCAGGAAAACUUACAUCAGAUCAUUUCAAAAUUUGGUUGGAGAGGGUGUUUUUUCCAAAUGUGGGCCCAAAAUCUUUAUUACUAAUUGACUCAUGGACUGGGCAUUGUCCUCAAGUUGUACAAAGCGUUAAACCAACAAAUAAAGAUACUGAAGUAAUGAUCUUACCAAAAGGUACAACUGGGAAAAUUCAACCACUUGAUGUUUUUGGAUUCCGAGUAUGGAAAAAUUUUGUUCGAUAUUUUUCGGAUCGUACAGUUUUGAUGAAUUUGGACAUAAACUUGCAUUUACGAAAUAACAUUAUAAAAUUACAAUCACUUACACAUAUCCAAUUGUCAUCUCCUCGGUACAUAAAUUUAUUCAAGUACUCGUGGUACAAAAGUGGCUACACAGAAGUAAAACCAGAUGAGUUCGAAAAUCCUGUGGAUUUUGCAUUUCACGGAUCAUACAAUUCUCAUUGUGAGGUUCCUGGUUGUCAAAAUAUAGCAAUUAUCCGCUGUUCAUGGUGCAAAAAGUCGUUGUGUUUUCAACAUUUUUUUCAUAAACAUCACGAUUGCAAAACAUAUAUUGAAUAGAUCUGCAUAUGACAAAAUGAUGAAUUUAAGUAUUAAAUUUCAUAAACAUCAGAAAUAUUAAAU